Molecule: messenger RNA, 4808 nt
Organism: Alligator mississippiensis (American alligator)
Lineage: Eukaryota; Metazoa; Chordata; Crocodylia; Alligatoridae
Gene: NEDD9
Product: neural precursor cell expressed, developmentally down-regulated 9
Exons: 7
Coding region: 201-2678 (825 amino acids)
Biological process (GO): cell migration; cell surface receptor protein tyrosine kinase signaling pathway
Cellular component (GO): cytoplasm; plasma membrane
Molecular function (GO): protein binding
Source: RefSeq, a predicted model, not a curated record
AGGGAGAAAGUGCUCGUGUCUAUGAAGAAAUAUUUGCAGCCAGGAAAUUCUGGAAAUGAAAAGACCUACAAUAAGAAAGGGCAAAAAUUAGCAAGUGUACAAAAUGUUGGACUUCCUGUAGAGAUCGUUAUCUUCAAGAUAAAAAGCUUUUGUGUUCUUGGAUUAACAUAUCGUAGGUGGAACGUCAAAAACAUUGCAUAAUGAAUCUUAUGGCAAGAGCCUUGUAUGACAAUGUCCCAGAGUGCGCAGAGGAAUUGGCUUUCCGCAAGGGAGACAUAUUGACAGUGAUUGAACAGAACACUGAAGGGCUGGAAGGAUGGUGGCUCUGCUCCUUACAUGGCCGACAAGGCAUUGUUCCAGGUAACCGCGUAAGACUGUUGAUCGGCCCAGUACAGGAAAAUCCAUCUAGCCAUGACAUGUCCAAUUCAGGAUCCGCGCAUCAAACUUUCAGUCAACAAAAAGUCUAUCAAGUUCCAGCCCCAUAUGCUUCAGCUCGGGACCCAGUCUACCAGGUGCCGCCUUCCUAUAUGAAUCAAGGAAUCUACCAGAUACCUACUGGUCAUGGUCUACUGGGACAAGAUAUUUACCAAGUACCACCAUCUGUGCAGAGAAGUUUGGGCAGCAUGAAUGGUUCACAUAUGCACAAGGUAAUAACUCCCAUUAGGUCAGGACAAGGCUAUGUUUAUGAGUUCCCUUCCAAUAACCAGAAGGAUAUCUAUGACAUCCCUCCAGUCCAUCCUCUCCAAGGUAUAUAUGACAUUCCCCCUGCUUCUGUUAAGGGGUCUGCACACCCGGUCCUGAUGGGAGAUGCAAAAACUCAAGGAGUCUAUGAUAUCCCACCUGCAAAAGCGAUCUAUGCUAUUCCCCCAUCUGCCUGCAGAGAUGAUGCUGGGCUGAGUGAUAACUCACAGGACUACCCUCUGGCUGGGAACUGUAAUGCAAAACCAGAAGGAGUAUAUGAUAUCCCUCCUCCUACCACCAAAGCAGCAGGGAAAGAACUUAAUAAGAAAUUUACCUCUGACUUCCCUCUACCAGCUGAGUUAACGUCACGCAAGCAGAGUGUAUAUGACAUUCCAGUUAGCCAUCAAAACCAAUUUCUUGGACAGCAGCUCGCUCCUCAGAAGGAUGUAUAUGACACCCCUCGUGGAGUUCCAUUUCCUGGGCAACAGGCAAGACUUAAUGAAAGUCUCAAUCCAGAAGGAAGGGAAGGCGUGUAUGAUGUGCCACCACAAACCCUACAAGACACUAAAGGAUUGCAAGAUCUGACAGAUGGGAUAAAGAGACUGUCUUUCUCCAGUACAGGAAGCACCAGAAGUAACAUGUCCACAUCUUCCACAACUUCAAAGGAGUCUUCAGCUUCACCUUGUUUGGACAAAAGACUAAUACUGGAUCCAGACACAGCAAUAGAGAGACUUUACUGGCUUCAGCAGACAGUGGAGACUGCUGUCUAUAACCUUAUGGCCUUCGUUAACAUGGACUGGAGAUCUUAUGGGUACAUGGAAAAACACAUUAAUGAAAUACACAGCACUGUGGAGAAGGUGGAGCAUUCACUGGUGGAGUACCUUCAGUUUGCAAAAGGAUCAACAGCCAAUGCUUCCUGUCUCUCUGAGUGCAGUCUCUAUAAUAAAAUGAGAAGGGAGCUUCAAAGGCUGGAGGAUUCUCAUCAGAUCUUAACCCAGACCAGCCAUGACCUCAACAGCUGUAGCUGGUCCUUGAAUGUCCUAGCUGUCAACAAACCCCAGAGCAAAUGUGAUGAUCUAGACCGAUUUGUUAUGGUGGCAAGGACAGUCCCAGAUGAUGCCAAACAAUUGACCACCACCAUCAGUGUCAAUGCAGAGAUGCUAUUCAAACAGGUAUCAGACAGCUCCCAUUUCAAGAAUGUAUUGGAGCACAUUAUGAACACAACUGACUAUGUGUAUAACUGCCCCCAGACUCAACUGUUGCAUCACAGAGAAAAAACUCAGAACCACUGCAGUUCUUUGCCUGCACAGCUGAGCAAAGACCAGCACCCCCACAUUACCAGCAAUGAGGGCUCUGAGAAAAGCUGGAUGGAUGAUUACGAUUAUGUGCACUUGCAGGGCAAAGAAGAGUUUGAAAGACAACAAAAAGAGCUCUUGGAAAAAGAAAAUAUCAUCAAGCAGAACAAAAUGCAGCUGGAGCAUCAUCAGAUCAACCAGUUCCAACGACUGGAGCAGGAAAUCACAAAGCCUGUGGAAAACGACAUCUCAAAAUGGAAGCCACCUCUGGAUCUCGCAGCUGCAAACAGCACUGCUGCCUCUCAAGAUAGGCAGCUGCUCUUUUUUUAUUCUGACCAGUGUGAGACUCAUUUUAUUUCUCUCCUGAAUGCCAUUGAUGCUUUUUUUAAUUGCAUCAGUACAACUCAGCCACCCAGGAUCUUUGUUGCUCACAGUAAAUUUGUCAUUUUAAGUGCUCACAAACUGAUCUUUAUUGGGGAUACACUCACAAGGCAGGUGACUACUCAGGAGAUACGCAGCAAAGUGAUGAACUCCAGCAACCAGCUGUGUGAACUACUAAAGAGUGUUGUUAUGGCAACCAAGAUGGCUGCCUUACAUUAUCCCAAUACAGCAGCCCUACAAGAGAUGGUGGACCGAGUAACAGAACUGUCUCAUCAUGCACAGCUGUUUAAACGCUCCUUGGUACAGAUGGCAUCAUUAUGAAACAAAGUGGAAUCCAAUCAAUGAAAAUCAAAGCUAAAAAAACUGGAGAUAUAUUCUAUUUUUUUUUGUAAAUGUAAUCAUUUUUGUAGAUAUUUUACGUUAAAUAUUUUAAAUACAUUUUUUAUGGAUUAGAAAAUGUAAAGACAUUCAGGGAUAUAUCUGUUUCCUUAUUACAUUUUUAAUAUACAUAUAGAUGUGUGUACCAUGCAUAUAUGGUAAGACACCUGUAAGCAAGCACCUUAAAUGUAUGCAUCAGGUAAGUGGUGCAUAUUGUUGUAUAUACCACCUAGUUUUUAGUACAUCCAUAACUGGAUUUUGCCCCCCCUUUUCGGGAGGCAUAAUGUACGCUUCCCUCAUAAGUAUAGCACGUGAUGAUGUCAACUAUAGCAAGUAUAGAUGUCAAAUUUACUUGUAGCAAUUCAUGAAGCAGAUGUAAUCAUUCUAAUGGCAUUCCAAUCCCUUCCUAAAACUGACUUGGUUUGGAUUUACUUUGCAAAAAUUAACCUGUUCUCUCAAUUAGUUUGCCUAAAAGAGUCAGUCAUUUUGAACAUUAUGAAUCAGAUUUAUGUAAGAAGAAAUAAAUUAAGGUUCAAAGCAAUCAGGAAGAAAUAAUUCUUAUCCAGCAUGACCCUUUUCUCAUAUGGAGAAAAAUAGUAUGCAAUUUUAAAAGUAAUUGCUGAAUACCACAAGAUAUUUUCUAAACCUGGAAGUAUUUCCAACAAUAUAAGUACAAGUAUAUUUACCCCCCCCCCCCCACAUCCUUGCAUCUGAAAAGAAUUGUAGCUAUCAAACUUUACAGACUUAAAUUCUGCAGACCUAGCAACUUAUCUGGAGAAUUGCUGAGCAACCCCAACUCCGGCUGAUGCCCAUGGUGGUUGAGGAUUCUCAGCAUCUCAUUUAAUCCCUUAAAGAGGGAUUAAAUUGUAUGGAAUUAUAAUUCAUUAGGUAAAAAAAGAUAAAAACUUAAUUUGUCAUAAUCAGAUUUGGAAAUAUCUGAUCAAAGCAAACAUUAGUUUAGUGGAGAGAAUAGCACUUAUUUUUCUAUGACCUAGUCUUGUGAACUAUUUGCACCUAUUGCAGUUCUGAGCUUCACUUUUUUGUUGUUGGACUUUUUCCAAAUUUUCCUCUAUAGCUGUUGGCUCAAGGGCACUCCAUGGGGUUUCUUGGGCUACGCAGCUGCCAAAGCAACACUUUUUAAAAUGGGGGUAAUUCCAUUAGUUGCAGACAUAGAUCUUGACUGCCUACAGAUCCCAUUACACCACCAACCCAAGCUAUGGAGUAGUGGUGACUGGGCUCAAGAGAAUGAAGUCCAGGUGAUGCUCAUUAUACUUGUGAUUUAAAGCUGAAAUAUUUGCCAUCCAUAUGUCUUUGGGGUAAUUCAACAUAGACUUGAGUAUCUGGUAAUCAAAGUGUUUGUAUAAGAUAGCUGACUGCUGAUAAAUACAACAUUGUGCUAUAUAUAUAUAUAUAUAAUACUUAGUCAGAAGGCACUUACAUAAAGUCUUUCGUCACAAUAGUAUGCUUAGUACUUUUGAUCCAGCCUAAGUCUAAAAACAUUUUCCAAUAUGUGCCUCACUACAGCAUAUUUGUUUAACUUGGAUAACAAUAUUGUUUAACCAGCAAAGUAAAUGAUGCUUUAAUAUAUAGUUUCAGAACGAUAAUUUCUUGUCACUGGAAGUUGAAGUAAUGUGACUGCCAGACAGCUCCAGCCUGCUCCCAUCAAGACUAUUUACAAGUCAGAGUAACUUUCAACAGACACAGAAUCACCCCCAAGAUUUGCAUCUGGUAUAUUUAAUGAUCUCCUCAGUUUGACAAGAGCAGAAGGGUGUACUUAUCUUGUUGCGAACAAAAGAGAAUUACACCCUCUCCCCACAAAAGAUAGAAUUCACUUAAACCAUUUUUGUACUUGUGGCAUUUGGGAUUUUUCCAGAUUCUGCUUGUUCAUUUUUUCAUAGUGUAUUUUUAGAAGAUGAAAAACAUUUGAGAGUUUAGACAUGUUGAUAAUAUUGAGCUUUGUAAAGGGAGAAUCUUUAUGGCAAACCUAUAUUAUUGUUUACCUGUUAUCUUGUAGAGAGUAUUUUUAAAAUCAUUAAAGUACACAGCUUUUUUAAAAAACAAAACAAAACAAAA